UUCUUGGCAUUCUCACAGCACAUGGCUUCCAAAAUAAUUAUUUGAUUGUUGUUACGACAGUAAUAAUUAAUUAAAAUAAAUUAAAUUAUCAGUUAAUUAAUCGGAGCAGUUUUUGAGUAUGACGUGAUAAUUCAAAAGUUAGUCGGUAAAAAAUGGCCAGAAUUUGUCCGCUGUGUCAAAAGCUGGGGGAGAUUAGAGAAAUAAAACCGGUGCAGAUAAAUGCCGAGGAAGCUGUACUACUAUGUCCUAAAUCCAGGUGCGUGUGGCCACUCGGUUACGAAGAUCCACAAUACAUACUCAGCCCUAUGCCACAUAUGAAAAUGAUACCAACCGUAAAAGCAAGUAAAUGUACUCCAGGAAUACCCAUUUCUACAGAGUUAUCACUGUACACUCCACCAGUAACACCAGUUGACACUAAAGACACCACAACAAAUUUAAAAGGUACAAGCACAGACUCAUACGCAUCAUCACCGGGCGCUGUUACUAAAUACAAUCAAGUAUCAGCAGACACUUUGCCGAGUAUUUUCGACAUCGAUUCACCGGAAAAAAAUCCAGAAAAACAAAGUUCGUUAUUACGGAGCUGUGAUAAAAAAACACUAGGAGUAAGUAAUGAAAGUGGAAAUAAUUUUAGUGAGAAAAAAAAAUUACGCCCGAAAAUAGAGAGCAUUGAGAGAGUAAAUGUCGACGUUUCUGAUGUAAAAAGAAUUAAAUUAAGCGGUAAUUUAGUUGGUACUGGUCAGAAGGGAGUUAGAAUACUGAAGAAAGUUGUUAUCAAAAAGAAAGCCAACGGCUCUGCUGUUGGGAAAAUUAAUAGUGUAAAUAUUUGUACGGAUAAAAGGUCGAUGCCUUGUAAUUAUGAUACUUCAAAACUGCCAAAGAUUAAUUCGGAUAUUGAUAGUAAUAAAUUAAAAACCUUGUUCGAGAAGGUGCAGAUUAAGGAGAGUAAAAAUUAUGAGGGAAAAGAUUUGGCCGCGAUUGAAAAUUCGCCGGGAACUUGUAAGGAUUUUUUGACAGUUCCGCCUGGCAAUUGCAAUAAUUCGGGUGUUAAUACAACAGUUAAAGAUGAAGAUAUUAAUUUAGAUAGUAUUAUUGACGAUCUUGAGUCGAGUAAUUCAACGAGCCAAGUGAUGGUCGAUGAUGACUGGCUCAGCUCAUUGCUUAUGUAAAUAAUUCGGUUUAUUUAUAUUUUUUACUGUUAAUAAAUAAACAACAGCCAGCGAAGUUCGUUGAUUAAGAAGAAAGCGACUGGAAAGCUAAUAAUUAUAGUUUAUUGAAAAAUUAAGUUUGUACAAUCGUAGGCAAUCAUUUGUAUUAUCGUUUAGUUUUCACAAUUUAUUAUCUAAUUAGUAUUUAAAAACUGUACAAAAUAGGCAAGUCGCUGACGGGCCGACCGUAAAAUUAAGCCUCUAAUUAAAUGAGAUAUUUUCACAAUUAAUUGAAUUUUGAAAUUUCAUAAAGUAGACUAGUUCUUUUUCUAAUCAUCUUACUACAUGAUUCAUUGUUAAUUAUAUUAUGAUUAUUUAAACGCGAGUAAAUAAUUAAACUAUUGUUUCAGUGUACUGUAAACUAAGUUAAAAAAUUUUUUGUUACAUGAUUUUCAUUACGAAUAACAAAAUAAUUACAAGCAAUUAAAAAUUUGUUUACUCAAAAAAUGAUUAUUUAAAUUAAAUGACCAAAUAAAAAUGAA
This is a messenger RNA of Microplitis demolitor, 1687 nucleotides long. RefSeq lists its product as uncharacterized. Lineage: Eukaryota; Metazoa; Arthropoda; Insecta; Hymenoptera; Braconidae. Bases 153 to 1166 code for a protein of 337 amino acids. The record is from RefSeq and is a predicted model, not a curated record. The transcript is spliced from 4 exons.